CUCUGCCUCAUUCAUUCAAGUCAAAUCGGAGUGACCUGCAGCUGUGAGGCGGAGGCAGACGCCUCUUUGUUCCCAGCCGGUGAGAGAGAAGAGGGGGCCCCCUCCUUGUUGCUCACUCCCUGCUUCCAUCUGGGGAGGGAGGCCUUGGAGAGGGACUCUCAGCAGCGUGAAGGUGGAAACAGUUGUGGAUGUGUGGCUGUCAAGUGACUGUGUCUUGCCAAGAGGUCCCAUGGCGAUCCAGCUCUAAUCUGAAGCCAGAGGAUGUCUUCCAUGUUCAGCAAGACUCGGACGGCCCACUGUGCGAAUGAGCGCCAUCUCCACACCUUUCCCCAGGAAUGCAACGUGGCCAUAUUGGGGUGCCAAGGAUCAGGAAAAUCAGCGUUGACAGUGAAGUUUCUAACCAAGAGGUUUAUAAGUGAAUAUGAUCCUAACCUAGAGGACACAUAUGCUUCAGAGGAGGUGGUGGACCAACAACCAGUUCUAUUGAAGGUCAUGGAUACGGCCGACCAGGAUGUGCCAGUGAGCUGCGAGCGAUACUUGAAUUGGGCCAGCGCAUUCAUGGUGGUCUACAGCAUUGACAACCGGAAGAGCUUUGAGGGAAGCCAGCAAUACUUGGACAUCAUAGCUCUGCACCUGAAAAACGUCCAGCAUGAAUCUCCGGUUUUCCUGGUGGGGAACAAGCUGGACAUGGAACAGUACAGGCAGGUGACCAAAGCUGAGGGGAUUUCUCUGGCCUCCAAGUACGGCUCCUCCUUCUACGAAGUCUCGGCUUGCCUGGAUUUUGAAUCCGUGCAGCACAUGUUCCACGAGGCGGUGCGGGAGGUGAGGAGGGAGAUGGAGAGGCACAUGGCGGUCCGCCCCUUGUUCAUCAUCGAGGAGAAGCCGUCCCUUCACCUCGUCCCUCCAGCCGCCAUGGCCUCCAAGCACGGCCUGGCCAGCUGCACCUACAACACUCUCUCCACCGUGAACUUCAAGGAAAUCCCUUCGGUGGCCCAGGCCAAGCUAGUCACGGUGAAAUCCUCCAGGGCCCAGAGCAAGAGGAAGGCUCCGACGCUGACAUUACUGAAGGGAUUUAAGAUCUUUUGAGGGGAGCCUGCAAAGGGCUGCUUCAAGAUGGGAGAGCAAGUUGGGGCCCUUUGCCUGACUGCAGCCAUCUUAAAUGCUGGUGUACUGGCCUUCCUUGCUUUCCGCGUGGCCUCUCGUUCUAGAGCAAAACAUGCUGGGAACAUAAGAAGAGACUUGCCAAAGAUUCAUCUAGUCCAGUGACCAGUUCUCACAGUGACCGACCAGAUGCUUAUGGGAAAAACACAAGUAGCACAUGAGCGGAACAGCAACUCUCCCUACUAGUGAUUCCCAACGGCUGCUGUUUUGGGACCAACGCCUCCAAUAGUAAUGGUUUUCAGCAACAAUGCUGCACCCUCCUGUUCAGGCUCCAGUCACUGCUGUGCUGCUUUCUGCUCUCCCCCAGCCUGGCUGAUCAAAACCCACCCCAGCUUCCACUGAGGCUCUCUACUUGGGAAGGUCAAAUGGGAAGCGCUGGCUUCCCUGCUCCCCCUUCCAAAGUGACUGGAGUCCAACCCGGGUCAGCACCCCCAAGCCCAUUUCUCCCUCCUCCAUCAGAGCCUGCUAUGCCGAUGCCAGAACUGCAGGGCUAACGGUGUCAAGCGACUGUGCCGCAUGCAGUGUGGCCAGGAUUAGUAUCGACACUGCUCCAAGACCUUUUUCAAAUUCUGCACCCAAAGCAUGGAUGUCUUACAACCGGCAGAAAUUGCAUCGCAUACUUUUGUCGCUCCUGCAGAGUUUGUCUGUGUUAUGAUUGGCAUUUUGUAUCUGGCAAUGUAUGUGAGAGAGAGAUAGGAAAUGGAGAUAGCAGAUGGAGAUAGCAGGAGGACAGGCAAAUGCGCUGGGAUGUGUGGGCAGGAGCACAUGACGCGUGUGUGCUGUUGAAACAAAAAGUGCCUGUUGUUUGAGUGUUGACGAUGCCUCCACGUCCAGCUUUCCAACCCACUGCCAAAGAACAGGCUAAAGGGACACAGAGCCCCCUGGUGAAAGAAUGGCAUAUCAUUCCUUGCAUACAUUUUCCGUCAGCAUCCCCGGAGCAGGGGUCACCAGCUUUUUUUUGGCCUGUGGGCACAUUUGCAAACCAGAGAAUCUGUCCUGGGCACCACACACACACAGCACAUUGAAGUACACACUGCAAACCUAGGGUGCAUUCCGAAGCGGAGAGUAUUGUGUUCGUUUUCCUGCUAGCACUUCUGAACUGAUUUCUGAUGUUCCUUUCACACUGCAGUGUCACGGAACUCUGACUUUAUGGCUAAGAUACAGGCAUGCCACCAUAGAACCCAACUCCCCAAUAAAAUAUUUGAGGGGCCAAGUUAAUGGGCAUUGCCAUUCAAAUGGUGUUUGUGUGUGCCACAUCUUGUGAUCGAUUAUGCAGGGCAGGGCUUACAUGGGCCCCCCUGAAAUAUUUUAUUCAAGUUGGCACCCCUGCAUGCCACAUUAAAUUUCACUCGGAACAGUGGGUGAGGUGUAACACAACAACAAACAUCAUUGGACCACAUUCUACUCCCCAUCCCCAAAAAGUUUUGUGUGUGUGUUUUUGUCAUGUACACAAAACGGCCCCAAAGACACCUGAAUAGCUUCAAAACUACAAUGGUGGGGCAGAUAAGUUCCACUCUUUUCCUGCUGUGCAAGGCAAAGAGAGCUUCCCUUCAAAUGCAGAUAGCAGCUUCUAAGGGGCAGUUGUUGUAGUUGUGGACUAUGGCAGGGAGGGAGAGAGAACAAAACUUUGCAAACUUCUCAUGCCCCCAGCCCACCCUGUAACAGACCAGAGCUGGUCAGGCUCCACUGUGGCUGCUGUUUACACUUCACAAGUACAAAGAUGCCAUUGAGGUCCCAUCUAUUUCUGUCCUUAAACUGGUUUCGGGGCCCAGAGAAGCAUCUGUGAGGAAGGCUGGGAGGUUUCUAAUAGGGGAAUAUAAGGUAAAAUCCAAUCUAGCCCCUCAUCUGGUUCUCACACUGGCUUGACCAGCUGCCCCCAAGCAGGCAAUAGCACUCUCAAAAUAAGGACGUAAGAAUUUCCCUACUGGAUCUGGUCAAAGCCCAUCUAGUCCAACACACUGUUCUCACAGUGGCCAACCUAGAAGAUAUCCACAAGUAAGUCCUUAGAGGAACAGCAGCACUCUUCAUGCCUAUGAUUCCAAGCAACUGGCUCUGAUUUUGAAGGAACAGCAUAGCCAUUGAUAGUCCUAUUCUCCAUUAUAGCCUUAAGUACAGAAGUCUGGUGAAGGCUCUGAAACUACAGUUCGCAGUAUCAGGCAGUGGGAGGGUGUGGGGAGAAAGAGAUGACAAUUAAACUAAUACAAAACCAGCAUCAGUUAGAUCUGACCUCGGUAAACCCCCAGUAUCAUUUUGCCUGCUCAACUGAAGUAAUGGGUUAAAUGGUGCCUUAACUUAGAAUGCCCCCCUUUUCUUCUUUUUCCCUUCUAAGUCUUAUCUGCUUCCCCCUUGCCCCAAAUUAUUUUGCAAUCGAAUGAUCCAACAUGCAACAAUGCUGCUCUAAAGGUAACCAAGAAACUAAGAGUGGAGAAAACCAGCGCAGCACUUUCAUAAUAAAGACCAUUGAUUUAU
Molecule: messenger RNA, 3630 nt
Organism: Zootoca vivipara (common lizard)
Lineage: Eukaryota; Metazoa; Chordata; Lepidosauria; Squamata; Lacertidae
Gene: RASL12
Product: RAS like family 12
Molecular function (GO): GTP binding; GTPase activity
Source: RefSeq, a predicted model, not a curated record